Molecule: messenger RNA, 1981 nt
Organism: Salarias fasciatus (jewelled blenny)
Lineage: Eukaryota; Metazoa; Chordata; Actinopteri; Blenniiformes; Blenniidae
Gene: sirt6
Product: sirtuin 6
Exons: 8
Coding region: 80-1117 (345 amino acids)
Biological process (GO): negative regulation of transcription by RNA polymerase II
Cellular component (GO): nucleus
Molecular function (GO): histone H3K9 deacetylase activity, NAD-dependent; transcription corepressor activity; NAD+ binding
Source: RefSeq, a predicted model, not a curated record
UGGAGGCGCCUGAGGAAAUUAGACAAUACACGUCUAUAGUUUUAAACAAAAAACACACAGAUACAGUUUGAGUAUAGUCAUGUCUGUAAAUUAUGCUGCUGGCCUCUCUCCGUACGCCGACAAAGGCGUUUGUGGGCUUCCUGAGACGUUUGAUAGUCCUGAGGAGCUGAAGGUGAAGGUGGAGGCUCUUGCUCAAUUAAUCAGAGAGUCGCAAUACUUGGUCGUCCACUCAGGAGCCGGAAUCAGCACCUCUGCAGGCAUCCCAGACUUCAGGGGUCCGAAGGGUGUGUGGACCUUAGAAGAAAAGGGCGAGUCGCCUCACUUUGAUACCACGUUUGAAGAGGCCCGUCCCAGCCUGACUCACCUGGCACUCCUGGGACUACAGAGAGCCGGGUACCUCAAGUAUCUCAUCAGCCAGAACGUCGACGGCAUUCAUGUUCGCUCAGGCUUCCCAAGGGAUCUGUUGUCGGAGCUUCACGGAAACAUGUUUGUGGAGGAAUGUGAGAAAUGCGGCAGACAGUAUGUCCGAGAAAAGGUGAUUGGAGUGAUGGGGCUGAAGCCCACCGGACGCUACUGCGACGUGGUGCGAUCGAGAGGACUCCGAGCCUGCAGGGGGAAGCUGAUCAGCACCAUACUGGACUGGGAGGACGCGCUUCCCGACAGAGACCUGAACAAAGCCGACAGCGCCAGCAGAAAGGCAGAUCUGGCGUUGACUCUGGGCACAUCCAUGCAGAUCAAACCCAGCGGUGACCUUCCACUCCUCACCAAGCGCAACGGAGGCAAAAUUGUCAUCGUCAACCUGCAGCCCACCAAACACGACAAGCAUGCACACCUCCGCAUCAACGGCUACGUGGACGAGGUGAUGAGGCAGCUGAUGGAGCUGCUCGGGUUGGACAUCCCGAAGUGGGAAGGACCAACCGUCUGCGAGAGCUCCACGGGCACAUCUGAGCCCGCCGCCGACAACAAGCCACCGCCUGGCAUUACUCAGAAGAAAAACAUCAAAAAGCAACAGGAGACAAAAAGAAAAGCGGCGCAGGUGGCAGAGGAUGGCAUUAAGGAGGAGCCGCUUUCUGCGAAAAAGGAGAAAACAGACUCAGACGAAGACAAACAACCUUAGCUCCUAAUUGUUGAAAACAAUUUGGAAAACAUAAACCUGUCCAGAAACAAAGCCAUGUGGUUUCACGGAGGAGCGGGGAUUUUUCUCAUGCAACCCCGUCUGGACAGAAGACAUCUUCCUGUACUGUACUAGUUUAAUUACUCUGAGAUUUAUGACUCUCCCUUUCCAGCAGGUGGGCCCUCCUGGCCCCGAAGGCCCGCUGACCUGCACGCACUCGCCGUCUCCCCGCCGCACCACGGCUGAAUUUAAUGAAUGUCUGCCGCUACGCAGAAAGCCCUGAUAGCCAGUUACUCAUUAAAGUGAGGUCUGAUUAAGCCGAGACGUGCCGACGCCGUCCGCGCCUGUGACUUGAAGCUGAAAUGAAUGAAAGCCUCCCGUCUUCUCGUCAAAUUGGAGUCCUGUGAAAACGCAGGCCGUGGCGACGUUCCCCAGGCCGUUGAACCGGAGAGGACUGCUUAUUAUUCAGUUUUCAGCUUUGGGGAGAUUCAGGUGAGAUCUGGGACGUGUCCUCAGAGAUGAAGUUGUUAAUGAGGUGUGUGGGGUGAAGUCAGGAAGCUUUAUUUGAGCCACACUUCAUCCUUUGAGACAGUAACUUUAAAGCUUACGUUUUUUCCCCCCCUGCUAAUCAUUCAUGAGAAGAAACACCAAGCAGGUGUCUUCAGAUGUCGUCGAGCUCCACAUAGCAAAUGGACAUUUUAUUCUGGACCAUGAGAACUUUAAUAAUACUGGUUUUAUCUCAGGAAAAAGCGUCAUAUUCACAUAGAGAAGUCUUUUCACUGUGUGUGUGUUUUUUUUUUUUUUUUUUUACAUAAUGCUCAGUGUAUACGUAUGUUUUGACAAUAAAUACAACAAUUUUGUGAUAGA